Prunus armeniaca (apricot) is the source of this 1941-nucleotide messenger RNA. The record is from the annotation of a GenBank genome assembly. Lineage: Eukaryota; Viridiplantae; Streptophyta; Magnoliopsida; Rosales; Rosaceae.
AUGGCGGCCAUCGCUCCAUCCUCUUCCUCCUUGUCAAAUCCCUCUCCUCUCCCUUCUUCAACAAAUUCCCAAAACAACACUUCCAGAUUUACCCGCCCCUUUUCCCCUAUUCCCCAGAAGCCCACUCUCUACCGCCCCCUCCACAUCUCCAAUUCUCUCUCUCCCAAACCCAAACCCAAAGCCACGAGCACCGGCAGCAUCACCACCACCCCUAUUACCACCACUUCAGACCCACAAACUUUCAUUUCCCGAUAUGCCCCUGAUGAGCCAAGAAAGGGCGCGGAUGUCCUCGUGGAGGCCCUUGAACGCCAAGGCGUCACCGACGUAUUCGCCUACCCUGGAGGCGCAUCUAUGGAGAUCCACCAGGCCCUCACGCGCUCCUCCACCAUCCGCAACGUCCUCCCUCGCCACGAGCAAGGUGGCGUCUUCGCUGCCGAGGGCUACGCGCGCUCCUCCGGCCUCCCCGGUGUCUGUAUUGCUACCUCGGGCCCUGGUGCCACUAACUUGGUCAGUGGCCUCGCCGACGCACUCCUCGACAGCGUCCCCGUGGUCGCUAUCACUGGACAGGUCCCCCGCCGCAUGAUCGGCACCGACGCUUUUCAAGAGACACCCAUCGUUGAGGUAACCCGAUCCAUCACCAAACACAAUUACCUUGUUCUUGAUGUAGAGGAAAUUCCUAGAAUUGUUCGUGAGGCGUUUUUCUUGGCCACCUCAGGCCGACCAGGCCCAGUUUUGAUAGACAUACCCAAAGAUAUACAGCAACAGCUUCUAGUUCCCAAUUGGAACCAACCCAUGAGUCUACCCGGCUACAUGUCUAGGUUGCCCAAGUCCCCCUCUGAGUCCCAUUUGGACCAGAUUGUGAGGUUGGUAUCUGAGUCGAAGAAGCCGGUUUUGUAUGUUGGUGGAGGGUGUCUGAACUCGAGCGACCAGUUGAGGCGAUUUGUGGAGCUUACCGGGAUCCCCGUUGCGAGUACUUUGAUGGGUCUCGGGGCGUACCCAUGCUCCGACGAAUUGUCCCUCCAAAUGCUUGGGAUGCAUGGGACUGUGUGUGCUAAUUAUGCUGUGGAUAAGUCUGACUUGUUGCUUGCUUUUGGGGUGAGGUUCGAUGACCGUGUCACAGGGAAGCUCGAAGCAUUUGCUAGCCGCGCUAAGAUUGUUCACAUUGAUAUUGAUUCAGCAGAGAUCGGAAAGAAUAAGCAGCCUCAUGUGUCAGUUUGUGCAGAUGUGAAGUUGGCAUUGGCAGGGAUAAAUCUAAUAUUGGAAGGCAAAGGAAGCAAGCUUAAACUAGAUUUCUCAGCUUGGAGGGAGGAGCUGAAAGAGCAGAAGGUGAAGUUUCCAUUGAGUUAUAAGACUUUUGGGGAAGCCAUUCCUCCUCAGUAUGCGAUUCAGGUCCUUGACGAAUUAACGGAUGGGAAUGCAAUUAUAAGCACUGGAGUUGGGCAGCAUCAAAUGUGGGCAGCUCAAUUUUACAAAUACAGGAGGCCUCGCCAGUGGUUGACGUCAGGGGGAUUAGGGGCUAUGGGUUUUGGAUUGCCUGCCGCUAUCGGGGCUGCUGUUGCAAAUCCAGAUACAAUUGUUGUUGACAUCGAUGGCGAUGGGAGUUUCAUGAUGAAUGUCCAAGAAUUGGCAACUAUCAGGGUAGAGAAUCUUCCCGUUAAGAUAAUGCUGUUGAAUAAUCAGCAUUUGGGUAUGGUUGUUCAGUGGGAGGAUCGCUUUUAUAAGGCGAACAGGGCUCACACUUACUUAGGGAACCCAUCAAACGAGUCUGAGAUAUUCCCGAAUAUGCCCCAAGUUUGCAGCAGCCUGUGGGAUACCAGCUGCGCGUGUGACGAAGAAGGAGCAUCUGAAGGAAGCAAUUCAGAAAAUGUUGGACACUCCUGGUCCAUACUUGUUGGAUGUAAUAGUGCCCCAUCAAGAGCAUGUCUUACCUAUGAUUCCUAG